AUGGCAUCACCAAGUAAAUUUAAAGUUUUGGUUCUGCCUGGUGAUAAUUGUGGACCAGAAGUUACUAAGGAGGGUGUAAAAAUUUUAAAAACUAUUUCGAAUAUUAGAAAUGGUAUAGAAAUUGAAAUAAAAGAAGAAAAAAUUGGUGGUUGUGCCAUUGAUGCUACAGGUAACCCGCUUCCAGAUGUUACUUUAAAAGCGGCAAAAGAGGCCGAUGCAAUUCUUUUAGGAGCUGUUGGUGGACCACAAUGGCCAAAACCAAUUGAUCCAAAUGAUGCAUCAAAAGGCGUAGGACCAAGGCCUGAACAAGGUUUACUCGAUAUUCGUAAAUCUUUAGAUUUAUUUGCAAAUUUAAGGCCUUGUUCAUUUGCAAGUGACGCUUUAAUUGCUCAUUCUCCUUUAAAAGAAAGUGUUGUUAAAGGGACUGAAUUUAUUAUUGUUCGCGAAUUGGUUGGUGGUAUUUACUUCGGGGAAAGAAAAGAACAGGAUGAAAGUGGCCAAGCUAUGGAUACUCUUCCUUAUUCAGUUGAAGAGGUAAAAAGAGUAACGCGCUUAGCAGCUCAUCUUGCAUUAGAGAAAAGUCCUCCCGCAACAAUACAUUCUUUAGAUAAAGCCAAUGUUUUAGCUACAUCGAGACUUUGGCGUCGUGUAGUAACUGAAACGCUGGAAAAAGAAUUUCCGAAAGUUCCAUUUAAACAUCACUAUAUUGAUGCUGCAGCAAUGUUUUUAGUGAAAAAUCCAACUACUUUAAACGGGAUUGUACUUACAGAAAAUUUGUUUGGUGAUAUUCUAAGUGAUGAAGCGAGUGUUAUUCCUGGUAGUCUUGGUUUAUUACCUUCAGCAAGUUUAAAUGGACUUCCUGACGGCAAAAGUAAAUGUCUUGGACUUUAUGAACCAAUUCAUGGAUCUGCACCUGAUAUAGCAGGAAAAGGAAUCGUCAAUCCUAUUGCGACAAUUCUUAGCAUUGCAAUGAUGUUAAAGUAUUCUUUAAACCUUCCUAAGGAAGCUAAAGCAAUUGAAGAUGCUGUGCGUAAAGUUUUAGAUGAUGAAGAAUUUGGUGGCUUUGGUUAUCGUACAAAAGACUUAUCCGGUAAUAAAACCACUUCUGAAGUUGGUGAUAAAGUAUGUGAAGUUCUUGAAGGUUUCUUGGAGGGUCUUAAUGCUGAAGAUCGCAUUUCGCCUCGUGGUUUUCUUUCACAGAGACCACCUGGUAGACGUGGCAUGACCAUUUGUGAGAAAACAAUUACUCAUGCGGCAAUUGGUCUUCCAUCGCCUGGUCAUGUGAAACCCGGAGAUAUGGUUUGCGUUUCAGUUGAUUGGACUUUAGCUUCGGAACUUACUUGGAAGGGAAUGGAAAAAACCUUUAAUAUUAUGGGAAGACCAAAUAUUUUUCGAAAUGAUAGGUUUUGGCUUGCUAUUGAUCACACGGUGGAUCCUCGCAUUAAUCAUCUUCCAAAACCUGCUGGGCUAAUCAAAGCAAGUGAAAAUUUUGCUAAAGAAGCCAAACUUGUAGACUUUUAUAAACCUAACCAUACUAUUUUGCAUACGGAAUUUUAUCGUGAAAGAGCCCAACCAGGUCAAAUGAUUAUUGGAGCUGAUUCUCAUAGUUGUUCUGCGGGUGCGGUUAGUGCUUUCGCUGUUGGAUUAGGGGCUGCGGAUGUAGUUAUGCCUUUAGUCACGGGAGAAACUUGGUUUAAAGUUCCUGAAACAGUUGAAAUUAAAUUUAUUAAUAAACCGCCUUUUGGUAUUGGCGGUAAAGAUACUAUUCUUUAUGUUCUUGGAGAACUUAAACGUAAUACGGUGGCCUUCGAGAGAGCUGUUGAAUAUACAGGACCUGGAUUAAAAUAUCUUUCGUGUGAUGCAAGAUUUGCUAUUUCUAAUAUGGCAACAGAAUUUGGCGGUAUAGCUGGUGUAUGUGAGGGAGAUGAAAUUACUGCUGCAUUUAUAGCAAAACGUAAAAAUCCAGCUCAUAAAAAUUCGGCUUUAUAUUUCCGCGCAGAUCCUGAUGCACAAUAUGCUGAGACUCAUAUUAUUGAUUUAUCAAAAGUUGAUUCACUUAUUGCUUUAUAUCCAUCACCUGAUGAUGUUGUGCCUGUUAAAAAAAAGAAAGGAAUGAAAUUAGAUGGUGUUUUUAUUGGUGCUUGUACAACUGCUGAAGAAGAUUUAAUUUUAGCUGGUUUAGUACUUGAGCAAGGUCUAAAGAAAGGUUUAAGACCUUCUAUUAAUGGUAUAAGAAAAUGUACUCCUGGUAGUUUACCCAUUAUUGCUAAAUUGAGGAGGUUGGGGUUGUUAAAAUUUUACGAACAAGCCGGAUUCGAAAUCGGUGCCCCGGGCUGUUCUUACUGUAUUGCUGUUGCUGCAGAUCAUGCUGGUGAAGGAGAAGUUUGGUUAAGCAGUCAAAAUCGUAAUUUUAGAAAUCGUAUGGGUAAAGGAGCUAUUGGUAAUUUGGCUUCAGCUGCUACUGUAGCAGCUUCUUCAUUUGAAAUGGAAGUUCGUGAUCCACGAGACUUAAUUGAUGCCAUCGAUAAAGAGAAAUAUCAAGAAUGUUUAGGACAAUGGCUUGAUCCCGAAAUAUCUAUUAAAAUUUCUGAACCAAAUCCUAUUCUUUCCGAUCCAUCAAACAUAACAGAUUCAUCAUCGGAUUUACCAUCACAACCAACAUCAUUUUCGGCAAGUAUAAAAGGGAAAGUUCAAAGAUUUGAAGAUAAUGUUGAUACUGAUGCUAUUAUACCAGCACAAUUUAUGCCUGGUACAAGUGAUGAAGAUUUAGGUAGUCAUGCAUUUCAAUAUGUUAAACCUGAUUUCGUACAAAAAGUUAAAGAAGGUUACAGUGUUGUCGUUGGAGGUUCUGGAUUUGGUAGUGGCAGUAGUAGAGAAGAAGCUCCUAGAGCUUUAAAAGGUGCAGGAGUUAAAGUUGUUAUUGCUAAAAGUUAUGCCUAUAUUUAUAGUAGAAAUCAGCCAAAUAUGGCACUUUUAGGUAUUACGAUAAAUAACGAUGAAUUUUAUACACUUGCACAAGAAGGGGUUGAAGUCGAAGUUGAAGUAAAAGAUCGUAAAGUAAUUUGUUGUGGUAAAGAAUUUAAAUUUGAGUUGUCUUUAAUGGAAGAAAAGUUAAUCGCUGCUGGAGGUGUAACAGAAAUGUAUCAAAAAUAUGGUGCAAGAUUGUUUAGAGCCGCUGUUGCACCCGAAGGUAGUUUAGGCGGAGGUUGUGGCAGUGAAGCUUCAAAAGAAGGUGGUGGUGAUGGUUGUGGUACUGAUUCUAGAGAAUUGACUUGGUAA
Molecule: messenger RNA, 3279 nt
Organism: Rhizophagus irregularis DAOM 181602=DAOM 197198
Lineage: Eukaryota; Fungi; Glomeromycota; Glomeromycetes; Glomerales; Glomeraceae
Biological process (GO): L-leucine biosynthetic process
Cellular component (GO): cytosol
Molecular function (GO): NAD binding; hydro-lyase activity; 3-isopropylmalate dehydrogenase activity
Source: RefSeq, a predicted model, not a curated record